This is a messenger RNA of Ixodes scapularis (black-legged tick), 814 nucleotides long. RefSeq names its product BEN domain-containing protein 5-like. Gene Ontology annotation, molecular function: DNA binding. Lineage: Eukaryota; Metazoa; Arthropoda; Arachnida; Ixodida; Ixodidae. Gene Ontology annotation, biological process: negative regulation of DNA-templated transcription. The record is from RefSeq and is a predicted model, not a curated record. The transcript is spliced from 2 exons. Bases 198 to 626 code for a protein of 142 amino acids.
GAUUUCACUGCUUGUUCUUUCUUACAUGUCUUCUUUGUAAAAGAAAGAAAAAAUAGUUUGGUGCUCACAGCUGCAGUGAUUGUUUUUGUUAUUAUGUAUAUUUAUAGAUUCCUUUGACUGUAAAGUGCUCCAGUUUGCUCUGACAUUCCACUAGGGUAUCAUAAAUACAGUAACCACUUCGCAUAAAUCAGCAUUGCAUGGAGAGCAGCUCUUUGGUUUUCACCAGGCACCUUUGUUUUGCCACCUCUUUUAAUGUUUUACAGAUGAACUUCACUGAUGUGGGAGUUAAACUCCCGAGAAAAGCAUGGGACAACGCCAUGGAUGCAAAGAUUGGGUCAAGUCUGGCCAUCAAGAACCUGGCCACGUCCGUGUGGGGCUCGGACGUGCUGCUGACAAGGACCGUGACGGGAGUGCCAUCAAAUGCGAACAAGGAGAAAGAGUCGAGGCCACCUUUAACGCCCAAGAAGGUGGCAUUCUUAAGAGAGUGCCUCAUCAAAAAACUUCAGGGGCAAGCGAUGCACCCAGAGGUGAUUGCAGUUCAAGCCACCACCACCAGGGUGAACAGGGUACUCGGUGAAAAAAUAAACGAUCUAAGACGCCGGGACAAGCGUCUGACUAAGGACUAAAUAAAAACAAGACCAGCCGGUUCGUGGCAAUGGCUCAAUCAAAUAUGGCAGUCAAGCAUCCAUUUCCCGCAGGCCCCACACAGAUCGCCCACAGAGCGUAGGAUUAUGAAACCGUGUGGGUCACCCACAUGGUCUCCACAGUCCUGUAGGUCUGCGGGCCCCACAGGCUAUGCGGAGACCUGUAGGGA